Molecule: messenger RNA, 2619 nt
Organism: Galendromus occidentalis (western predatory mite)
Lineage: Eukaryota; Metazoa; Arthropoda; Arachnida; Mesostigmata; Phytoseiidae
Gene: 7B2
Product: Secretogranin_V domain-containing protein 7B2
Exons: 8
Coding region: 73-984 (303 amino acids)
Biological process (GO): regulation of hormone secretion; neuropeptide signaling pathway
Cellular component (GO): secretory granule
Molecular function (GO): enzyme regulator activity
Source: RefSeq, a predicted model, not a curated record
AGCACAGCUUCCUCAGUCCACGGCAACAGCUUCCCGACUCUACGGGAGCUGCGGACUGCUUGGUUCGGAGCAAUGGCAUUCUUGCCAAAAACCCUAAUCCUGCUGGGGCUUGCGCUCUGCUCCAGCGGCGCAUCGGCGGAAUAUGUGUCAGAAGCCGAUGAGAUGUUUCUCCAGCAGAUGCUGGACGAGCUCACUGGACGGCAAAAUCAGGGGCCGCAGGACGACACGGCCUAUUUGAAGGACGUACCUUCCGACGACGAACAUAUGUAUAGGGACCGAAAAGAAGGUCAGAUCUCCGUCUACAACUACGGACCGUCCAUCAGGGACCAGGAGUAUUUGGAACACAGUUCCCUCUGGGGACAUCAGUAUGUCGCCGGAGGCGCCGGUGAAGGCAUUCAAAGAUUGAAACCCGACGGAAGUGGCCGAAACGUUCAAGUGGUCAAGUCCGACGCAGUGCUCCCAGCUUACUGCAACCCACCGAACCCUUGCCCCAUCGGCUACACCGCCGACGAUGGAUGUCUCGAGGAUUUCGAGAAUACGGCUGCGUUCUGCAGAGAAUUCCAACAGCAGCAGGAAUGCAUGUGCGAUACUGAGCACAUGUUCGACUGCCCCGGAUCGACUAAAGAAGACGAGGUCAACACUCUCGCUCAGCAGAUAUCCAAUGAGGGUCUUGUCGAGUCCGCGCUGAACAGGAUCGCGGACAAAUUCGGAGAUAAGGAAGUUCCGGUGGAGGGACAACACAAAUCACUGGUCGCGAAAAAGUUUUUCAACAAGGAAACUCACCAAGAGUACACCCGUAUGCUUUCCGAGAAAAACAAGGACGAAGAACGAAAAAGUCGCGCGAAACGCUUCGCUGUCUUUGUCAACGACAGGAACCACGAGAACUCCACAUCCGAAGAGAAGGCGAAGACCGUGCCUCCUGCUCUGAAGAUCAAUCCCUAUCUCCAGGGUGAGAAACUCCCUGUCGUAGCGAAGAAGGGAUAAGAUGGAUAUCAUUUGAUUCAAGUCAGUCGGAGGUGAUGGCGAUGGAGCCGACCCUACCAGUUUUAUCAUCGUUAACUGUUAUGCUUGUAGUAGAGUCCUUAGAGCUGCAUUAUCGAUAUUUGGAACAGCUAUAAAAUUGUAGCUCAGAAAAAACUACAUUAACCCAUUUUCUUGUAUCGGGAGGCUAUGUUGUUAUACUCAGAAGAACCUCAGCGAUUAAAUCGAUUCCGGAUGAGAAUGACCGAAUUCGGAGCUGACUCAAAAUUUCGAGUAGCCCUUUAGUGGAAGUUCAGCCGGAGAUAACCCGCUCUUGAAGGAGGAGCGCGCGUAAGUUAUUCGAUGGCGAUUUAGCUUUAAGAUAAUGACCAAUGCCGCGUGGUGGCAUAAGAUUUCAUACAGGACAUGUUGCAAUGCCAUACGAUAGCUUUCGAUGCCAUACGAUAAGGUUCAAUGCCAUACGAUAGAGUUUAAUGCCAUACGAUCGUAUACGUAAGCAUACUUCAACGGAUUAGAGAUAAGAAUGCGGAAGACGAAAAACUCCAUUACAUCGGUUGAAUCAUUGCCUAGGUAUUGAUUUGCAGGAUUAUUAUCUCGAGGAAUCGAGAUAGAGACGAUAGAUGACCACGAUGAUGUACGCUCAGUCUGAGCGGGAACGCCCCAGGAAGGUAACAUGCAGGGGGCAGAACAACCUCAGAGGAACAGUUCUCGAAGUAGAGAUCUGAGAGAACUUUGUGUCCGAGUCCGUGAGAUCCAUGCGGACGGAUCCAUGAUAUAGCAUUCGAGGAGGAAACUCCAGAAAAAUUCGAAUAUCAGCUCGAUACCGGUGGCAACAGGCUUGAACGUGACGGAGUAUGCGAACCACGAUUCAGGUUUCCAAUGUGCCUCCGGCAACACGCCAUAUCGAAGCGCGCAGCGACUCAGCUGAUCACGAUCGUGGUUAAGAAACUGUGUUUGCUUGCGUCGCGAGUCGAUACUGGGCGUUAAAGCAUCCCCUUUGGGGGUCACCUGAUACCGGAAUCCGAAGGACGAUGUACCUCGCAUCGGGAUGCGGUGAGACCGGCCCAGCCGCCGUCUUGAAAUCGUCCAACAUUUUCGAGACGCUUGAACACAAGGAGUCUGGAAUGAAAUCAAGUGACGUACCAUCGCCGGAAUGCGACUGAGAUCUAGGAUUGGUAUCGCAGUGUAGCCCUCGGUGUCGUCCGAAGUCGUAUAUGCUCAUGGUAAACUGCAUAGAAACGAGCAACAUCGGUGGGAUAUCAGGAAUGACUCCGACAAACACGAUCACUCAUGAAGUUCGAUUCAGUAAGAAAUUCUCAACCUUCAUGAGAAAGGAAAUGUAAAAAACGAUUUGACCUGAAAAUUCGAUUCCCGACGUUCUGAAAUGGAAACUCGGCAAUGUCAUCCAGUGAGAUGUCGAGUAUUUGAAUGAGCGACGACCGUCGCGAAGAUCCUACCAAGUCAUAAUCGCUCCAGCCGAAGCUGAUCUCAUGCUUUCACGAGCGGGAAAACGAUAUUGGCAUCGCGUCGAGCGCCGUCAAAAUCAUCCCCAGCGGCAUAAAUGACGACAAUGGAUCGCGGGCACUGUAUAGAUAGGCGUCUCGAAAACAGGAAUAAAUUCGGCUCUUCAAAAUUAUU